AGCAAGCCGCGCGCCAAGGCCUCUGGCGGGACUGGAGCUGCCGCGCUGGCCAAGAGCUACAAAGACCCUGUCAACUGUUGGUGUGGAUUGUGACGAUGGCGUCCUUCGUGACAGAAGUUCUAGCACACUCGGGUAGGCUGGAGAAGGAGGAUCUGGGCACUCGGAUCAGCCGCCUGACCCGGCAGGUGGAGGAGAUCAAGGGUGAGGUGUGCAAUAUGAUCAGCAAGAAGUACAGUGAAUUCCUGCCCAGCAUGCAGACUGCACAAGACUUGGUAACUCAGGUGCAUAAGCUAUCUGAUGACAUUGACCAACUGAAAUCCAGGAUAGAGAGUGAGGUACGCCGGGAUCUUCACGUAUCAACUGCUGAAUUUACAGAUUUGAAGCACCAGCUGCAAAGAGACUCAUUAGUCCUAAAUCUGCUUAAACAGCUACAGGAGUUUUCCACAGCUAUUGAAGACUAUAACUGUGCAAUAGCAGAGAAGAAGUACGUCACUGCUGCUAAGCAUCUGGAAGAGGCACAGAAAUGCUGGAAGUUAUUAAAAUCCAGGAAAUGUUUUGAUUUAAAACUGUUGAAAUCGCUCAGCAUGGAGCUCACAAUCCAGAAACAGAACAUCCUUUAUCACCUUGGAGAAGAGUGGCAGAAGCUGAUUGUGUGGAAGGUCCCACCAUCAAAAGAUACCAAUAGCUUGGAAUUUCACCUACAAACAGAACUUCAUUUAUGCACAGAACAAUCUCAGAAGGAGGAAAAGAGCCCUGCACUAUCUAUGAGUUCUGUUCUCUUGGCGUUUUCUAUUCUUGGGGAGCUAAACACCAAACUGAAGUCAUUUGGUAAAAUGCUACUGAAUUAUAUCCUUAAGCCUCUGGCAUCUUGUCCAUCCCUGCACGCUGUGGUAGAAAGCCAGCCACCUGUAGUUACCUUACGUUUUGAAUCUGUGACAACUAACUUGGAAUAUCCAUCACCAUCUGACGUUUUUGUAAAGAUCAAGCUGGUACUGGAAAUGCUUCAUAAACAGCUUCUAGAUUUACCUCUUGAUGCUGACCUAGAAAAUGAAAAACCCCCUCAGAUGGCAUUGGCCGAGAUGCUUGGUGACCUGAUCUGGGAGGACUUGUCAGAGUGCCUCAUUAAAAACUGUUUAGUUUAUUCUAUUCCCACAAAUAGCAGCAAGUUACAGCAGUAUGAAGAGAUCAUUCAGUCCACUGAAGAAUUUGAAAAUACCUUAAAGAAGAUGAGGUUUUUAAAAGGAGACACUACUGAUUUGCUGAAAUAUGCCCGUAAUAUCAAUUCUCAUUUUGCUAACAAGAAGUGCCAGGAUGUGAUUGUAGCAGCCAGAAACCUGAUGACCUCUGAAAUUCACAACACUGUGAAGAUUACUCCUGAUGCUAAGAUAAACCUGCCAGACUUACCCUGUACUGAGGAUGAUGAAAAGGUACAGAAAGUGUCAAAAGUUCCAUACGAUGAAGCUGGAAAAUUAAAGCCUGAAAAUCCGCUAGACCAACACUCAUUUUCUAUGCCAACGUGCCGCAUCAGUGAAUCUGUGCAGAAACUAAUGGAACUCGCCUAUCAGACUUUACUUGAAGCAACAACGAGUAGUGAUCAAUGUGCAGUUCAGCUCUUCUACUCAGUAAGGAAUAUCUUCCAUUUGUUCCAUGAUGUUGUACCAACAUAUCACAAGGAGAACCUUCAGAAACUGCCCCAGUUGGCUGCAAUUCACCACAACAACUGUAUGUACAUCGCUCACCACUUGCUGACGCUCGGGCAUCAGUUCACUUUACGCCUCGCCCCCAUUCUUUGUGAUGGCACUGCUACUUUUGUGGAUCUUGUACCUGGCUUCAGGAGGCUUGGGACAGAAUGUUUUUUGGCCCAGAUGCGAGCACAGAAAGGAGAACUUUUGGAGAGAUUAUCAAGUGCUCGGAACUUUUUAAACAUGGACGAUGAAGAGAAUUACUCUGCAGCAAACAAAGCAAUUCGGCAGGUACUGCACCAACUGAAGAGGCUUGGAAUUGUGUGGCAGGAUGUCUUGCCAGUGAAUAUAUAUUGCAAGGCCAUGGGGACUUUACUCAACACAGCAGUUUCUGAGAUCAUUGGCAGAAUCACUGCACUAGAGGAUAUCUCUACUGAAGAUGGUGAUAGAUUGUACUCCUUAUGCAAAACAGUGAUGGAUGAAGGACCCCAAGUGUUUGCACCUCUCUCUGAAGAAAAUAUGAAUAAGAAAUACCAAGAAGAGGUUCCAGUGUAUGUGCCAAAAUGGAUGUCUUUCAAAGAACUGAUGAUGAUGCUACAAGCCAGCCUGCAAGAAAUUGGGGAUCGGUGGGCAGAUGGAAAAGGACCCCUAGCAGCUGCGUUCUCCUCUAGUGAAGUAAAAGCUUUAAUUCGUUCCUUGUUCCAGAACACAGAAAGAAGAGCAGCUGCCCUCGCUAAGAUUAAAUAA
Messenger RNA from Elephantulus edwardii (Cape elephant shrew), 2429 nucleotides. RefSeq names its product zw10 kinetochore protein (gene ZW10). Lineage: Eukaryota; Metazoa; Chordata; Mammalia; Macroscelidea; Macroscelididae. Gene Ontology annotation, biological process: endoplasmic reticulum to Golgi vesicle-mediated transport; mitotic spindle assembly checkpoint signaling; mitotic cell cycle. Gene Ontology annotation, cellular component: chromosome, centromeric region; RZZ complex; nucleus. Bases 96 to 2429 code for a protein of 777 amino acids. The transcript is spliced from 16 exons. The record is from RefSeq and is a predicted model, not a curated record.